This is a messenger RNA of Trichomonas vaginalis G3, 297 nucleotides long. RefSeq names its product protein of unknown function, DUF4107 family. The annotation marks the transcript as partial. The transcript has a single exon. Lineage: Eukaryota; Parabasalia; Trichomonadida; Trichomonadidae. The record is from RefSeq and is a predicted model, not a curated record.
UCAGAAAAUGCUUUAGGAAAGGACGAUGAGUUUGCAAAACACGCAAAAGACUUUAAUGACCAGAUGAAAGGUGAAACAAUGCAUUUAAAUAGAGUCGAUGGAACUCUUCCUCCACCAGUAGUUCUUCCGUAUGGUCCCUAUGGAAUGUAUGGAAACCCUUACGAAAGACCAUUUGACCCAUUGACUGGUGGAAGUAACUGGUAUCAUUACGGACGAAGAAGAAAGACAGUCAAGUUGGAGACAGACGUGAAGAAAGCAACUAAAAAGAAACCAAGGAAGAGAGUUAUAAAGCAAUGA